Molecule: messenger RNA, 972 nt
Organism: Coccidioides immitis RS
Lineage: Eukaryota; Fungi; Ascomycota; Eurotiomycetes; Onygenales; Onygenaceae
Product: 40S ribosomal protein S11
Exons: 3
Coding region: 118-603 (161 amino acids)
Biological process (GO): translation
Cellular component (GO): ribosome; cytosolic small ribosomal subunit
Molecular function (GO): structural constituent of ribosome
Source: RefSeq, a predicted model, not a curated record
AGAAAAACCCCCGACGACGAACCCGCGACUUAACCACCUCCUCCAGACGACCCUCCCCCAACCCGCCAGCUCGAGAAACCCUCCCGAGUCAGUGUUGGAAGCCGAUACACCGCAACCAUGGCGACAGAGUUGACCGUGCAGUCUGAGCGCGCUUUCCAGAAGCAGCCCCAUAUCUUCCUCAACUCGAAGGUUAAGUCCAAGAGCAAGAAGGUCGGAAAGGGUGGCCGAAGAUGGUAUAAGGAUGUCGGUCUCGGAUUCAAGACCCCCAAGACCGCCAUUGAGGGAAGCUACAUCGACAAGAAGUGCCCAUUCACUGGUCUCGUCUCCAUCCGUGGCCGUAUCCUGACCGGCACCGUUGUCUCCACCAAGAUGCACCGUACCGUCAUCAUCCGCCGGGAAUACCUUCACUACAUCCCCAAGUACAACCGUUAUGAGAAGAGACACAAGAACCUUGCCGCUCACGUUUCUCCCGCAUUCCGUGUUGAAGAAGGUGACCAGGUCACCGUUGGACAGUGCAGACCUUUGAGCAAGACUGUCCGAUUUAACGUCCUCCGCGUCCUCCCCCGCACCGGCAAGGCCGUCAAGGGAUUCAGCAAAUUCUAAAUGGCUUACGGUUGGAGGGGAGUUUGUGAGAUACUGAUGGGUGGAGGUAUAUCAAUGAACGCGAGCGCGGACGGCCGUUGCCCCAUAUCAGAGGUUCCUCGAAUAGAGACAAAGAAUAUGGAAAGAACAACUAGCUGUCUAAGCUUGCUUUUCAACUUUGGCACGACUAAGCAGUAAAAGGCUCACGGUAACCCUGUGUCACCCGGCGGGGGUUUCGCAUUUGUCUUUUUAAAAGGAUUUUUACCAUUCCAACAUUAUGAUGGAGUUUUUAGCUGCCAAUGCCAUAGGGAAAUUCAAUUUUUCAUUCCGUUUCAGACUCGGAUUUAAAAGCGCAGUUAUUAGCUCCGUUAAACCUCUUCUCGACAACCG